Molecule: messenger RNA, 1836 nt
Organism: Octopus sinensis (East Asian common octopus)
Lineage: Eukaryota; Metazoa; Mollusca; Cephalopoda; Octopoda; Octopodidae
Exons: 6
Coding region: 46-1158 (370 amino acids)
Source: RefSeq, a predicted model, not a curated record
UGCUUCGCAACUUUUUUUCUGGAUUCCUGCAAAUAUUUGUGUCCUAUGGAAAUGGUACUGCAAAACUACACAUGUCACAAUUUUACACUGCACAAUGGCCUUCUGGAAGUCAAAGUUGCUGAAUACUCCGUAAACGACCGUAGUCUUUUAUAUCAAAGCAAAAGUUUUAUACAGUUAGCAGCAAAGAGUACCACAAAAUUUAACUAUACAUUUCAGGAUUACUACACAAUCUUUGAAAUAAAAAAUAUAAGUGUAAACGAAAUAUGUGAUACAAAAAAUAUAAGCAUCCAUUUUGAAAAUGAUUUAACCGUGACGUGGGCUGAAAGGCCAAUUUUGAAGACAAACGAACCUAUAAUUACAUCAAAGAUGACCAUUGAAGUUUAUACUGCAGUCCGGUGUAGUAUGCGUUUUGAAAUAUUUGGAACUGUUCCAUUCAAAUGUCACUUACACACUCCGAACCUCUUUACUGAAUUUACAUUGUCAUCAUGUGAAGCAACAGACUCCUUAUUAUAUUGUUUUAAAUAUGGAAAUACAACAGUAUCACCAACAAUCACAACACAACCAAUGAAUACAACAAAUACUACUACUGCUGUUGAUACUACUACUGCUGUUGAUACUAAUACUGCUGUUAAUACUACUACUGCUACUACUGAUGGUGAUACUUCUACUACUACUAUUAUAACAAGCCCAAUAACAACAACAACUAUUGAUACCAGUGUAACAAACGCAACACCAACAACAGAAGCAACAAUUGAAACAAGUACCGUAGCAGAAGGAACAGAAGAAGAAGGAGGAGAAGCAGAAGCUACAUCACCAACAAUAACAACUUUUGAGGCAAACAUGACAUCAACAAUGAUGACCGGAUCAUCAAAUCCAGCAGAAAAGAAUUCCACUGAAAAUGAAACUUUAUGUCUAUGUGCCUGCUAUGUGGAAACAGCCGAACAUUUUGAAAAACGAAUGCAGGAGACCCGUAAGGAACUAUCUGUGAAACGAAAUGAAACAUCAAGGUAUAUUUCCAAGAAAAUAAGUGCUAACGAUGACAGACCUUCAUCUCAAGCUAUUGGUGCAUUGGCUGUUGCCUUGUUUACAGUUCUGGCUUCAGUAAUUAUUAUUCCAGAUAUUUUGUCAUUGGCCAGGUAUCUGUUUUUACAUAUGUAAUUUUUGAGGAAUAAAUUUAACUGUAGGCAGUAAAAUAUACUAUUGUAAACAGGAGUAAAGAGAAGCUAGAAGACAUAUAAAAGAUAGAAGAGACUAUAAAGAGAAGGUAAAGAAUAUAAUAACAGGGUGUAUGUUCCUACCUUGAAUGAAUCACUCAAGAAUGAACCUGUUUCUUUGAUUUAUUUAACUUUUCAAAAUGAGCACUAUAGUACAUUGAGCAACAAAUUCAUAAAUUUCAGUCAGUAUUUUUCUUUCUUCAUGAAAUUUCUUUUGUUUUAAAAGUGAGAUAAUUUCUAUCAUUUAAAUCAUGUUAUAUUUUCUGCAAUUCAGACAGUAUCAGGAUAAUAGUAAUUACAAAGAAAUGGAACAAAUGGGUCACCUUUGCAGACUGUCACCUUGGCUUCAACUAUUCAAAUGUUUUAAUACAGAUAAUUUCAUUUAAAAUUUGAAAAAAUAAUUAUAUGAGUCAAAUAACAUUUGUUAUUGUAGAACUGAAAUAAAUAAAUAAUCUUAGAUGGUCAAAUAAGAAAUGCUAAUGUCAUUUUUUACAAAAAAAAAAAAAAGAAGAAAGAGAGACUUGUCAGAACUGGUAGUGGUUUUAUCAUUUAUUCCCAGUAGUGUCAAGAAGCUGCCAACACUUUUUUCUGCAAAUUAGGGGUAGUUUAUCCUGUUCCGGCU